GGAAAUUCCGCUGUAUGAUAUCAUGGAGAUGUCCGACACCCGAACUCAUCCCAAGUUCCAGUUCCGAACAUUUACAGUUUUUUUUUUCUUGUUCUGUGCUCCUCAGUGUUUUGUUAAUUCCUCUUCCUCUUGGUCGUUAUUCCAGUGACUGUAUUUCCAUUGUGUUUAUAUCUCUCUCUCAUCUUUUCUCUUGGGACUUUAGUCUAGUUUCCUUAUUUUUAAUUUUUUUUUUUUUGUUUGCUGAACUGUGGCCGCAUUUCGGUCAUUUGUUUUCCAUUGACGCACUAUUCACCACACGACGACGUCUUUCGCGAUUGACGAUUUGUGCAUGACAAGAAAUGCGAUUUUGGAUACUUCUGAUGCACUUUCAAGGUCGAAUUCGACUUGUGAUCACUUGACUUGCGUAAAAUCGAUGGCAACGCUUCCGACUUGGUUUUUGAUCAACAUUUUCAAACACUUGAGUCGAUCCGAGCUUGUUCGUGCAGCAUUGGUGUGUAAAGCCUGGUCGACCCCGGCCUUGGAAUUGGUAUGGGCUAGUUUCAAGUUUGUUCGAGAAAGAGAAUUCGAACGUAUCUUUGCUAUCAUGACUCGACAUACCGCCUCCCGACCGUAUGGGUCGUAUGUCAAAUCCAUUGACCUGACACACGCCGACAGAGAAUUCUACAUGAGCCCUAAUAUCAUUCUCCUCGUUACGUCGAUUUGUUCGAACCUCGAAUCAAUUUCUAUUACCUUUCAUCAUACCCGGCCCGUUGCGCCACCUGUACCACCUCCUAUCAUGCAAAACCAUCAUCGGCCGGUUUUGCCACCGAUAAAACGUCUCGGCGACACAACUUCCCCACCGUCACGGUCACCAUCGCAGCAGAUACCUCCCCUACCACGGCAUGCCCUUCAACCGCCUGUCUCAACUUCACCUUCAUCCCCUUCCGUACCGGCAGCUUCUCGGUAUAAUCAUUCACUCCCACUCGCUCACUUUGCUUACAACUGCCCUAAACUACGGUCGAUUCGCUUGGUUUCUUAUUCCCCUAAAUCUGACGAUUCCGUUUACGAAAUGGCAAAGUACAUGCGGUCGGGAGCAUUGGAUACGGUAAUUUUUACGGGUUGCGCGACAUUGCAGGGUUCAACGCUGUGCAAACUGGUGAUGACCAAUCCACAAUUACGGCAUAUCGAAAUCAUGGGUAAUACGCCUGUCAGUGACUCGAGUUUAGCCACCAUCGCCGAUCGGUGUGGAUCCAACCUUGAGCGGCUAAGUAUUGGGAAUGCCAGCCAGUUGUCGGACAAAUCCAUGCGAUACGUGGCCAAACGAUGCAGUAACCUUCGUCAGAUCGUCAUAUUCAAUAAUCCCGACGGCGACCAAAUGACCGAGUACAUCUUGACCGAGAUCAUUGCCAGUUGCACCAAACUUCAGUCAAUAAGUCUAAGCAAUGCUCGAUCACUCGGCGAUACUUUCUUUCGGACUGUGGUGCGACGUGUGGAAGAGGAACUGGUCACGAUUGAACAUGGCAAAAUGGAUCCGCAGUCAGGGUUACAGCGCUUAUGUUUUGGCGGUAUUCGUCGCGAGGUCAUUCAAAGUCCGAAUGUGGUGCGUUUAAUUAAAAUGAGUGCAAGUGAAUCCGGCGAGGUUUCGGAUGACCAGCAAGAAAAUUGGGAUUGGCAGGCUCCUUCAUCUGAAAACGGGAUUUCAAGCAAUCCAGCAUAUAUGCCCAAAGUUACGGUUAUCCGGGGAAGUUCCAUAUGGUGGCAGCGACGGCGAGGAAAGGUGCAUACAACAAGAGCUAGUUAACGAGGCCAUCCUUUGUCCUUGGCGUGUUUCAUCCUUUUGUUCUCCCCUUUUUUUUCCACCGAGGUUUUUCCUCUUGUCUUCUAUAUUCAUUUUGUGUAAUGUAAUUAAUUCAUUUCAAUUCAUUAUCAUUUGUCCCAGUUAUUCUUCAUUAUUGGCCUAACCCAAACGCCUUGCACAUGAAUUAACUGGUAUGCAAUUUGUUGUUUCCCUUUUUUUUAUUUUUCUCUUUUCUAUAGUAAUGUAUUGCUUUUCAUGUAUAUAAUAGAUACUCUUUUUCUUCAUCCAAA
Radiomyces spectabilis is the source of this 2067-nucleotide messenger RNA. RefSeq lists its product as uncharacterized. The coding region runs from base 329 to 1780 and encodes 483 amino acids. Gene Ontology annotation, biological process: SCF-dependent proteasomal ubiquitin-dependent protein catabolic process. Gene Ontology annotation, cellular component: SCF ubiquitin ligase complex. Gene Ontology annotation, molecular function: protein binding. NCBI's taxonomy places the organism in Eukaryota, Fungi, Mucoromycota, Mucoromycetes, Mucorales, Radiomycetaceae. The record is from RefSeq and is a predicted model, not a curated record. The transcript has a single exon.